Gossypium arboreum is the source of this 2253-nucleotide messenger RNA. Its product is annotated as synaptotagmin-1-like. Gene Ontology annotation, cellular component: endoplasmic reticulum. The transcript is spliced from 12 exons. Bases 396 to 2012 code for a protein of 538 amino acids. The record is from RefSeq and is a predicted model, not a curated record. Lineage: Eukaryota; Viridiplantae; Streptophyta; Magnoliopsida; Malvales; Malvaceae. Gene Ontology annotation, molecular function: lipid binding.
GCAAAAAGGUCAUCAAAAUUGAAUUUCCUUUUAACAAAUAAUUUCUAAUUAAUUAAUUAAUUAAUUAAUUAAUCUUCUUUUAGUUUAAUUACCCGGUUCCGAAGCAAAUCCCGAGAAACUAUUUUCUUCGAGGAAUCCAACAUCUUCAAAAGAGCACUCAACCGUCAGAUCCAAACAUUCAUUGCCGUUUCGCAUCAUUUGCAACUUCCCGUUUUUUUUUUAAAAGAAAAAAACCCAUCAAAGUCACCGAUCUCAUCACCGUCAAUGAACUCUCGUGUUGUUUCCAUUGAAGACGUUGAUUGAUCCAGUGGAAGUUAGAGAAAACUUUGUGAUUUAGGGGUUGCUUAGUAUACAGGGGAGACUUAAAAAGAAAGUGCUUGUUUGUUUUGGUAUUGAUGGGGUUUUUCAGUACUAUUUUGGGUUUAUUUGGAUUUGGAGUUGGGAUUUCAGCGGGUCUUGUGAUCGGUUAUUAUCUCUUCAUCUUCUUCCAGCCUAGCGAUGUCAAGGAUCCUGAAAUCCGUCCAUUGGUUGAGCAAGACUCAGAGACUUUACAAGGGAUGCUUCCAGAGAUACCACUUUGGGUAAAAAACCCAGAUUAUGAUCGUGUUGACUGGAUAAACAAGUUUUUGGAAUAUAUGUGGCCUUAUCUUGACAAGGCCAUUUGCAUGACUGCCGAGAACAUUGCCAAACCCAUAAUAGAGGAGCAAAUUCCUAAGUACAAAAUUGAUGCCGUCAAAUUCAAGAAACUUACAUUAGGAUCUUUGCCGCCAACUUUUCAAGGUAUGAAGGUUUAUGUUACAGAUGAAAAGGAGUUAAUCAUGGAACCAUUAAUAAAAUGGGCUGGAAAUCCUGAUGUUACUAUUGCUGUAAAAGCAUUUGGGCUGAAGGCAACUGUCCAGGUUGUGGAUUUGCAAGUAUUUGCUCUACCACGUGUUACCUUAAAGCCUUUGGUUCCAAGCUUUCCUUGUUUUGCAAAUAUCUUCGUGUCCUUGAUGGAGAAGCCCUAUGUUGACUUUGGAUUGAAGCUUAUUGGGGCUGAUCUCAUGUCCAUACCUGGUCUUUACAGGUUUGUCCAGGAGCUCAUUAAAGAUCAGGUUGCAAACAUGUAUCUUUGGCCUAAAACCCUUCAAGUACCAGUUCUGGAUCCAUCAAAAGCUUUUAAAAGGCCCGUAGGAGUUCUUCAUGUAAAAGUUCUAAGGGCAUCGAAGCUAAAGAAAAAAGAUUUUUUGGGUGCAUCAGACCCCUAUGUUAAACUGAAGCUAACUGAGGAUAAGCUUAAUUCUAAGAAAACCACUGUGAAGCAUAAGAACUUGAACCCUGAAUGGAAUGAGGAAUUUGAUAUGAUCGUCAAAGAUCCUCAGACCCAGGCCUUAGAGCUUCAUGUUAUUGAUUGGGAGCAGGUCGGGAAGCAUGACAAGAUGGGAAUGAAUGUGGUUCCUUUGAAAGAACUUACUGCUGACAAGCCCAAAGGUUUUACCCUUGAACUUCUUAAAAAUAUGGACUUAAAUGAUGCCCAAAAUGAGAAGUCACGUGGGCAGCUUGAGGUGGAACUCACAUAUAAGCCCUUCAAAGAAGAUGAAAUGCCAAAAACUUUUGAGGAGUCAAAAACACUGCAGAAGGCUCCUGAAGAUACACCUGAUGGUGGAGGUGUGCUUGUAGUCAUUGUCCACGAGGCACAAGAUGUUGAAGGAAAGCACCACACCAAUCCGUAUGUGACAAUUCUCUUUAGAGGCGAGAAGAGAAAGACAAAGCACGUAAAGAAAAACAGAGAUCCAAGAUGGGAAGAGGAGUUCACAUUCAUGCUGGAUGAACCUCCUGUUAAUGAUAAAUUGCAUGUGGAAGUUCAAAGCAGUUCAUCAAGGAUUGGCCUGCUCCAUCCCAAGGAAACACUGGGUUAUAUUGAUAUCAAUCUUUCAGAUGUUGUUAACAACAAAAGAAUCAAUGAGAGAUACCAUCUGAUAGACUCAAAGAAUGGGCGGAUCCAGAUUGAGUUGCAGUGGAGAACUAAAUGAGAGCCAUUUCUUGAAUUCAUUCCCACACAUACAGAGAUACAAAGAAAGCCAUUUCUUAAUAUCUUAGAUCUGUACUCGAAAUUACUUCAUUGUUACUUGUUUGUUUUAUGUACAUUAAAUGAUUGUAACAAUAAUAAAUACUACUGAAAAUAGCACCAAAAAUGGAAGACUGGACAACCCCUUUUUUUUUCAUUUGAGCUUUGCUUUGUCUUUUAAAUUAAUUACAUUUUUCAAGGUUCAA